AAUCCCCUUCCCGUCAGUCCGUGCCAUUGCUAUGUAACAUGGCGGAUGGUUUAGAUUAUGCAUCGCAAGGGACCCGGAGGACCGCGUCCUCCCUGGAAGAAAAAGGCAGAGAAUAAAAAUAAAAUUGUGAAGAAAACCAUAUCAGUACACCAUAGAAACCUUCGUUUAUUCGCAACGCCUAUCCUGGUCAUCUUUGUACUUGUCCGCUCGUUAGCAUAUCAGUUUUUCUUAGCAAUUGUUCUCAUAAGUCAAUACAGCAGACGAGCAAUACGAUACAGUUGGCCACCAAAAGCCCGAUGUAUCGAAGCGGCACCACCAGUUAUGUCAAACUAUGGCAGAGCGAAGAGUCCAGUUGGUCCUGGAGAACCGGCUUUGGCAAACCAAAAGAAAUAUCACAGAAAAGCAUUUGAAUACAUUUCAAAAGCGUUGAAAAUAGAUGAGGAAGAUGGAGCCAGGAAAGAUAUAGCCAUUGAACUUUACAACAAAGGCAUAACAGAACUGGAAAAAGGCAUUGCAGUAGAAGUUGAAGGACAAGGGGAAACUUAUGACAGGGCCCGUCGGCUGAAAGAGAAGAUGCAAACAAACCUUGCUAUGGUCAAAGAGAGGCUAGAGAUAUUGGAGAACCUUUUAUCCAAAUUGGCCUUGGAGAAUUGUCUAAGCUCUGAAAGAAAAUACUCACAAACUGAUAUUGGUAAAAUAGGUUCACCUGUUGAUGUCAGGUCACCUUCAAAUGUCGGUCAUAAUGCCCUCAAAGAUUUACCUUCUUGCAGCAAAACAUUGUCUAAAUAUUCCGGUGAAAGACCAGGGACAAGUGAUGUGUCUGAAGUGGCCCCUAAAGCCUGCAAAGCAAAAAUGGCCAUUAACAGAGGUGGUGGUUCUGGAGCAAUCCCUUCAAGAGUUAGCAGUGCCACACCCAGGGAGAGAAAAUCUUCAACAUCAUCUACUCCAGGGUCUUCCCCUGGAACUAGGCGACGACCAACUCAUUUGAGACAAGCUUCACAACCUGAUAUUCGAACCCUAGCUCAGCAGAGAGACUUGAGCAACAUCAAACUGAAAAAUGUUGAUAAGAAAUUAGCUGAUGUGAUUUUGGGUGAAAUAUUGGACAGUGGACAAGAAAUUCUGUUCUCAGAUAUUGCUGGUCAGGAAACAGCUAAGCAAGCAUUGCAGGAAAUAGUUAUAUUACCUGCACUCAGACCAGAGUUGUUCACAGGGUUGAGAGCACCUGCCAGAGGUCUACUUUUAUUUGGUCCUCCAGGGAAUGGCAAAACUCUUUUGGCCAAAGCUGUGGCUCAUGAGUCUAAAUCAGUUUUCUUCAACAUUAGUGCAUCCAGUCUCACUUCCAAAUGGGUCGGUGAAGGGGAGAAACUUGUAAGGACACUAUUUACAGCAGCCAGACAACUUCAACCUUCCAUUAUUUUUAUUGAUGAAAUAGACUCUUUGCUUUGUGAGAGAAGGGAAGGAGAGAAUGAUGCAAGUCGAAGGUUGAAGACAGAAUUUUUAGUACAGUUUGAUGGUGUGUCCAGCAGUUCUGAAGACAGAAUUUUAGUGAUGGGUGCAACCAAUAGACCACAGGAACUGGAUGAUGCAGUUUUACGUCGUUUUCCAAAGAGGGUGUAUGUGACAAUGCCAGAUUUACAAACAAGGCGUGUCAUGUUAGCUCAUCUUUUAUCAAAACAUGGAAGUCCAUUGAAUCAAAAAGAACUGGAUACACUGGCCAAGCAGACAGAGGGUUAUUCUGGCAGUGAUAUGAAUGCUUUGGCUAAAGAUGCAGCUCUAGGGCCCAUCAGGGAGUUGAGUCUUCAUGAAGUAAAAUCUAUGGAUGCAAACAAGGUUCGACCUAUACAAGCUUCAGAUUUUAGGGAAUCAUUAAAGCGUAUACGUCGUAGCGUGCCACUGGAGUCACUUGGCCGAUAUGAGGAGUGGAAUCGAACAUAUGGGGAUAUAACAACAUAGUCAUUCUUUAGUCUUCAAGCCUAAAAUUUGCAUAUUUUUUUAUACAAUAACCCUAGAAAGUUUGGGGAUGUGUUCGUUGUACAAAAAGGGAAUAAGCAAUAGGAAGGUCAUUGUUUGACUAAGUAUUUAUUGUAAAAUGUUGCAGAAUGAGAAAUGUAUCAUCUGACUAGAAAGCUUAUGAUUUUCUUUGACUAAAUGUGAUUUCUUUUCUCAUGUGAAUAUAUUGUUUUGUCUUCAGGUGAUAAUUUAUUGUUUUCUGUGUUUUUUACCACCACUUCUAGACCACAUCAUUGCCUCAAGCACCAACUGCAUGCAGUGUUCUAUCAACAUCCAUACAUUGUGCUUUGAGCAAUGAGAGUGCUUGAAACCAGUCUUUCAGUUGAUAUGUUCCAGUGAUGAAAUAAACCAUUCAAGUUCUCAUUCCAAUCCAUAAUUAUUUUGAACACAUUGUUGCUCUGAAGUCAUUGAUCUUUUUAAAUUUUUUUUUUUUUUUCAUUACCCGGUUUUUGGCCCAUGCAUGAAACUAAUUUAAUUGUAACCACGGAAACAGUCGUACUAGAUUUUAUCUGCUUACUGCUUAUAAAUGAUUUAUGAAGAUUUAACUGACAACAGCAGUUCAACCAGUAAAGUGGGACAGUGUUACAAAUGACUAUUAACAUUGAUAUAUAUUGUAAGAGCUAUAUUUAUAUAUUUUGAAGCAUCACUUCCAUUUAUGUGCAACAGCUAAUUUCACUAACAUUUGAGAGGGUUCUCAGUAUUGAUUUGAUUUGUUUCUGUUUUAGUUUCUACUCAACAGCUAAGUGCUGAUUGGACUUCAUCCCAGUGUCACAGUUAUCUCUUCCAACAAUCUGGGGACUUCUGUAUUCAUUAGUGUUCCCCUUGGUUUCCUUUACCAAAGACACUAUGAUAAGUCCUAUGAAUUGGACAUUGGCAGCUUUUUUUUUUGUUACAUUUUUUUUAACACUUAUACUGCUAUAUAAUAUAUGUAACUUUUCCAGUGCAUUGCAGCUAUUGCAUUUUUGCCAGCUUAUUGCAGCUAUUGUCCAAAAGCUCAAAUAUCAUUUUGUGUAAAAAUUUACUCUUCCUUUCAUUUUAGUCUAUGGAAAAAUGUCUUGUCAGUGGCAUUGGUGGACAAAAUAAAACAGUUCAAUCAUUUUAUGUACAGAAACAGUCAAAAGGCUGAGUUGGAGUCACAUUAGAGGAACUUUUUCUCACUGUGGUGAAAUCAUGUUUGUUUUGAGAAAUUUUUUUUUAAUAUAGGGUUUAGUCUUUUAUUUUGUUCUGUGGUACAUUGCAGUGCUAAUUGUAUUUGCUUCACGCACAGGAUUCAGAUGUUUUAUUCUUGUUCUCAGACAUUUUUCAGUUCUUUGAAGAAACUUGCAGUCAUAAGAUUAAAGUCAAAUAUUGACUGCUACUGUGUAUGGUACUAAGUUGAAUUAAGCUCAAUUGAAAAUCUUUUUUUUUAUUCUUAAUACCAAAGCUUCUAUAAGUAGUUUAGGCAUUUCUAAGAGGUAAUAUGUUUGAAUAGAUUUUCCAUUUUAUGUUUUCAUACACUAUACACAAGUUCAAAAAACAGUGUAGUUUUUGUGCAAGGUUUUUGCUUUAUUUAACACUCGAUUAAUUUGUUUGUUUGUUUUUUACACUGUCUUGUGGCCAAAUCAAAUAAGCUAACAAAUUAGGAUAUUUAUCUAUUGGUUUAUCAUAAAAAAUAGCUUAUUGAGGUUGACUUGAAAAAAAUAUUCAUUUUGAAUCAUACAUUCACCUGCCAUCUGUCUAUAUUUAUUUACAUUGUAAGCAGCCAUUUUUCUUGUAAGAAACACAUAGAGCCAGCAGACAUUGUUGACAUUGCCUUGAACUGGGAGGUUAGCUUGAGAGUUUCAGAUGCAGAUGUCAAACAGUGUUUAAUUGACAAACUUAUAAGUUUCUAGGAAAUACAUUUUUGUUAGUUUAAUUUGCUGCUAGUAUAAAUUGAAAGUUUGCCUAUGGCUGGUUCAUUUUUUAAAAACUUUUUUUUUGAUUUGGCAUCUUUUCUCAUCAAUUUUAACAAAUGCUUUAUUUGUUUCAAGUCAUCAUUUCAUCUACCUGAUUGUAACAAUGACAACAAUCACUUUGAAAGUGUUCAUGCAUAAAACAAACGUUUUCAAUUGUAAAUAUUAUUUAUUCCUAGAGCACUUUUAACUCUGUAGACAUUUGUUCUUACUAUUAUUUGUUUUGUUUGAGUGUUAUUUGUUUGGUUUGACUGUUCUGAUUUGUAAGAAUGAUUUACAACUUUUUUUAAAAUUUAUUUGGAGAAAUGUUUACAGAUUUUUUAGAUCAUUGUUUUUGAUACAUACUGGUAGUUCACAAGUUUUUUACUUAAAAAUCAUUUGAAUGAUGUUUUUAUUUUUCCUUUCCAAUUACCUACAAAUACAUUUUUAACAAAUCUUUACUAAUACAGUACAGCUUAAUUUGUACAAGUCAAUAGAAAUAAAAUUGUAUUUAAUUCUGUAUAUGUAUUAUAUAGUUAAAGGAAUGGGAAUAAAAAACAACAUUGAAAUGUAAUUGUGAUGGUAUAUGCUACUUGACAUGUUCAGGUUAAUUUGCCAAAAUCUUAGUUAUGUAAUCUUUGAUUUACUAGCAAAUGUUGGCAAGUCCAACUCUUCAUACAUGGAGAACAUCCACGUCAUCAUUUUGUUCUCACAUGAAAUAGUUCUAGUUGGAAUGUAUUUUAUUUGUCACCUCUAUUGCAGAAAUGUGCAUAUACAAUCAGAGUCUUUUUCUAUUACAGUUGGAUAGAAGUGUAGCUCUGUCUCUAGCUAGUGGAUUUAGAUUUCAUAUGUGUGUGUACAUCAUUUCCCUUACAUAUUGUGUCCAGUGUAUCAUCUGUGCCAUACUUUGUUGUUUGCUCUAGCAGUAUUCUUGACCUUGUAGUGAUAUCUUUUAUUUUGAUUAAUGUGUUUCAUUUUAUGGACCAAUAGUGUCACAGCACAGACUAAGAUUGUCUUAGCUCAUUAUUGAUUGGAAUCUCUUCAAACUUCCAUUCACUUUAUAUAGUAGACAACAGCUGGAUGCUUCACAUCAUUAGCCUUGGACUGUUGUCAGAAUCAUACAAACACUGUCAAUCAUCAUCCUCUGCCUGUCCUGCUUGAGGUUUGGCCUAGGAUGAAUUAAUCUUCAAUUCAGAAGGAACAUAUCAAAGCAACAAAACAAUACUGAUCUUUUUGAUUAAGCUCACAGUUCUUAAGUUGAAUAUUUCAGGAUCAUUACCAC
Messenger RNA from Biomphalaria glabrata, 5202 nucleotides. Its product is annotated as spastin-like. The record is from RefSeq and is a predicted model, not a curated record. NCBI's taxonomy places the organism in Eukaryota, Metazoa, Mollusca, Gastropoda, Planorbidae. Gene Ontology annotation, molecular function: microtubule severing ATPase activity; ATP binding; ATP hydrolysis activity. Gene Ontology annotation, cellular component: microtubule cytoskeleton. The coding region runs from base 58 to 1953 and encodes 631 amino acids. The transcript is spliced from 15 exons.